Molecule: messenger RNA, 1464 nt
Organism: Solanum verrucosum
Lineage: Eukaryota; Viridiplantae; Streptophyta; Magnoliopsida; Solanales; Solanaceae
Product: probable N-acetyltransferase HLS1
Exons: 3
Coding region: 226-1455 (409 amino acids)
Molecular function (GO): acyltransferase activity, transferring groups other than amino-acyl groups
Source: RefSeq, a predicted model, not a curated record
AAGUAUUUAAAUUUUGCAAAUUAUAACCAACUACUCACCUUCACUCACUCUCUAACGAGACACCCAGAAAUAUAGAAAUAAAGGUUUUUCUUAACGGCCCCCUUUCUGUCUUUGCUACAACGUCACGUAAAAUACACCAAUCUAUUUAUCUUUUCUCAAAAGUAAAGCUGCAUUUCUAAUUAGUUACAAAUAUUUUACUUUCUAGUUUCAAUAGAGAAGAAGAAGAUGAUGGCGGUUAAUGAACAAGUGAGAAUAGUAAUCAGAGAAUUCAACGCGAACAAAGAUUGCAGGCAAGUGGAAGAAGUAGAAAGAAGAUGUGAAGUUGGUCCUAGUGGAAAACUCUCUCUUUUCACUGACCUUUUAGGUGAUCCAAUUUGUAGAGUUCGCCAUUCCCCUGCUUAUCUCAUGCUGGUGGCAGAGAUAGUAGUGGGAGAAGAAAGCAGGGGAAUAGUAGGGAUGAUAAGAGGCUGUAUCAAAAGCGUUACGUGUGGAAAGAGAGUGUGGAGGAACAAUCACGAUUUCCCCAAAUUGUCUCAUCAACAACACCUCCCUGUUUUCACUAAACUUGCAUAUAUUUUAGGCCUUCGUGUCUCUCCUCAUCACCGGAGAAAAGGAAUAGGGUUGAAAUUGGUACGGAAGAUGGAAGAAUGGUUCAGAGAAAAUGGCGCUGCAUAUUCAUAUAUAGCUACUGAAAACGAUAACCAUGCUUCUGUGAAACUCUUCACACACAAAUGCGGUUACGCCAAGUUCCGCACUCCAUCCAUUCUGGUGCAACCCGUUUUCGCUCACCGGGUCAAAAUCUCAAAAACCAUAACUAUCUACAAACUCACCCCGACUGAAGCUGAAACUCUGUACCGCCAUAAAUUCUCCACCACAGAGUUCUUCCCAAAAGACAUCGAUUCAAUUCUCAACAAUAAACUCAAUUUAGGUACUUUUGUAGCAGUUCCAAAGGGUACAUUUUCAUGUAUCAACGAGUUCUUAACGAAUCCGCCCGAAUCAUGGGCUGUACUCAGUGUGUGGAACUGUAAGGACGUGUUCAAGCUCGAAGUUCGAGGUGCAUCGAGGAUGAUGAAGGGUUUAGCUAAAACGACCCGUUUAAUGGACCGGGCUUUUCCAUGGCUUAAGGUUCCAUCUGUACCCGAAGUUUUCAGGCCUUUUGGGCUUCAUUUUAUGUAUGGGCUUGGUGGGGAAGGCCCAUUAUCCGUUAAGUUAACUAAGGCCCUUUGUGAUUUGGCCCAUAACUUAGCGGCUGAAUCGGGUUGCGGAGUGGUGGUGACGGAAGUAGCAAGCUGCGAACCGCUUAAGUUAGGAAUUCCUCACUGGAAAAAACUAUCAUGCGCCGAGGACUUAUGGUGUAUAAAACGAUUAGGGGAAGACUACAGUGACGGGUCUGUGGGUGACUGGACUAAAUCACGGCCUGGUCUUUCUAUCUUUGUUGAUCCCAGAGAAUUUUAACUUUUUCGA